CAAACAUCCACACCGCCUGUUUCGUCUUACCUUUACGUGCGUAAUCAUUUUGCGCUUCACUCCGCAUCCUGAUCGCCGGAGAGUUCAGGCUUCCACCGCAACGCACUGAGAAGUGAUCCGACCCCCAGUUUGGUGAGUGAAGAUGAUUCCUGUGCUGAUCUGCGCUCUGAUCUCACUGAGUGUAGCAGACAACGACUUAAACACCCUGUACCCUGAACUGGAGCUCUCGAGAACCAUCUAUGUCGUAGAGAAUGGCCCUCAACUCUCAGUGGUGGCAGAACAAUCAAAGGUGGUGUCCCGGCGGGGGGGGAACGCUACUUUACCAUGCAAGAUCCAAAGGGACCAGUCGCUGGCACCCAGUCGGAAGAUGAGGAUCAAGUGGACCAAGCUGACCUCAGACUACCUGAAAGAGGUGGAUGUUUUUGUAGCAAUGGAUCAUCACAAAAGGAGUUACGGCAGUUUCCACGGACGUGUCCACCUACAAGGCUCCUCUCCUCUGGAUGCUUCCCUGGUCAUCACAGAAAUCACCCUGGAGGAUUAUGGGAAAUAUAAAUGUGAAGUUAUUGAUGGGCUUGAAGACGGAACAGUGGUGGUGUCUCUUGACCUUGAAGGUGUUAUCUUCCCCUACUACCCGCGCCUGGGUCGUUACAACCUCAAUUUCUACAACGCUGAGAAGGCAUGUCGUGACCAGGACGCCAUCGUAGCGUCCUUUGACCAGCUGUAUGAUGCGUGGCGAGGAGGGAUGGACUGGUGCAACGCUGGCUGGCUGAGUGACGGCACGGUCCAGUAUCCCAUCACCACCCCCAGAGAACCCUGCGGAGGCAAGAACACAGUGCCGGGCAUUCGCAACUAUGGCCUGAGAGACAAAGAGAAGAACCAGUACGAUGUGUUCUGCUUCACCUCCCACUACAAAGGUCGGUUCUACUACCUGAUCCACCCCUCUAAGUUAACAUAUAACGAGGCGGUCGAGGCGUGUGAAAAAGACGGUGCUCAAAUUGCCAAGGUCGGCCAGAUGUACGUCGCCUGGAAGCUGUUGGGCUUUGACCGCUGCGACGCCGGCUGGUUGGCUGACGGCAGCGUCCGCUAUCCCAUCUCCCGCCCCCGCCGGCGCUGCAGUCCCACAGAGGCUGCCGUGAGGUUCAGCGGCUUCCCCGACAAGAAGCAUAAGCUGUACGGCGUCUACUGCUUCAAGGGCCGCAACUGAGCUGCAAACACACACAUACACACACAUAAGCAUGCACACACACACACUUAUACACUAGUGAACACACUAGCGAAGUGAAAAAGAGACAGAGGAACAAACACAUUCAAAAUGUGAUGCUUUAUGUCAUGGAAACCUUAAGACAUUGUUGUCAGACAGUCAUGUUGUUGCUUUGUAAUCUAGGACCUGAUACUCUACGAGGGAUAGUUUACACAUA
Messenger RNA from Micropterus dolomieu (smallmouth bass), 1418 nucleotides. It is a transcript of the gene hapln1b, whose product is annotated as hyaluronan and proteoglycan link protein 1b. Lineage: Eukaryota; Metazoa; Chordata; Actinopteri; Centrarchiformes; Centrarchidae. Gene Ontology annotation, molecular function: hyaluronic acid binding. Bases 143 to 1204 code for a protein of 353 amino acids. The transcript has 6 exons. The record is from RefSeq and is a predicted model, not a curated record. Gene Ontology annotation, biological process: cell adhesion.